Messenger RNA from Astrephomene gubernaculifera, 5148 nucleotides. NCBI's taxonomy places the organism in Eukaryota, Viridiplantae, Chlorophyta, Chlorophyceae, Chlamydomonadales, Astrephomenaceae. The record is from the annotation of a GenBank genome assembly.
GCGGCCGGCCUCGGCUGGACAAGGGGCUCUAAGCUCGUCUAGCCAUGCAACGAACACUCUAACUACAGUAAACAAGGGGGUUAAGCGUCCGUAUAACAAGGUGUGUUAAGUCAACUGGUGCCGUGGAGUCACAGGAGCGCAUGCCGUGCCAUUCCAGGUCUAUAAGGCCCUGAGUCGUUCGGACUCCCCUGUACUAAUCGCAUUCAUUCCAGUGGUAAUAAUACGUUCCUGUACUCAAUAGGAGGGGCUCCGCCCUUUUCCAGCUUUGAGGAAGCUGAACCCCCUUGUCGUGAGGAGAUAGCCCUCUGCCCUCAACCCCUCAUGAGUAUCUCGUCCCAUAGGGCCUUUUAUGAUUGCCACCUUAUUGAUAGAUUCUUCUUCGUCAAUAGGCUCCAAGAAAUGGCAGAUAUGCUUUAUGAGUAAGCCCAUACCCCGUCUCUAUCGGCGUCGGGCAGGACCGGGUUAUCAGUCCCUGGCCAGCGGAAGACCACUAUGGCGCAUUUACGCCUGAGUUUUUUGACUUUCUUACUUCUUGUCGGCCUCUUUACGCUUACCGUUGCUGUGCGCUCACCAAGCCCCAAGCCACCCAGUUCGCCAAAGCCACCCAGUCCACCGCGCCCCCAGCCGCCCAGUCCGCCAAAGCCACCCAGCCCACCAAAGCCGCCCCGGCCUCCAAAACCGCCCGGGCCUCCGAGGCCACCCCGGCCCCCACCAAACCCCAAGCCCCCGCCGCAUCCCAAGCCCCCACCACCUCCGAAGCCUUUCCGCCCACCCCUUCCAUCUCCCCCUGCUUCUACUGACGUCCAGAUUAACAUCACCGUUCAAGGUGAUGUGCUGGUUACUGCGGUUGACCCGAUUAAGGGCGCCACUGCUGCCAACUCCUCCUCCGCGCUCCUGCAACCCGGCCUCCUGUACCACCUAACGGACAAGCUGGCGGAUGGCACCCCCGUCUCCAUCCAGCUCAGCUUCGACCAGCCGCCGGCGCUGAUCACCGGAGACGUGGUGGCCAUUCCGCUAACUAUCACCGUGCCUUCGGACGUUGCCGCCAACAUCACCGGCAGCCCCCGUCGGCACCUGUUGAGUCAGCAUCUGAACUACCUUGCGGCGGGUGCGAUCACCGCUAGCCGCCGCCCGCUGCCCAGUACCGGUAGAGAUGCUGGCGGUGAUGACGCCGCGGAGGCUGCUCGCAGGCGCUACCUGGCUGCGACGGUGGACCCCCUCCGCAGUCUCAUCAGCUCGCUGGGUGGCGCCGCGGGCGGGCUGGUGGCGCAGGCACAGAGCGGGGCGACGUUCCUUAGCAGCAACACGGCCAAGGACUUGUUCAUCACGAACGGCGUGCCCCAGAACGUCUCCUCGCUUACCUUCUUGUUCCGGAGCAGCAAGUGCGGCAUCCGCACCGCCAUGGACCUGGCCCGCCUCAAGGACAACUGGUACGACCAGGGGGACGACGCGGCCUACGUGGCGACCAUGGAGCGGUACCACAAGGUCUGUUCGUACAACCAGUUGCUCUUCCCGCCGUCACUAAACCUGGUGUUCGAGGUGGACAUCAAUUGCAAGGGCACGAUACCUGUAAAGGGCGUGUACGACCUGAUUAACGGCAAGGGCAACGGUGUCAACUUGGACAAUGAACUCUACGCGCUUGCCUACCUGGGCAAGCAGUACAUCCAAGCCAACUACCCGGACGUCUACAGCCGCUGGAGCUCCUACCGGCGCAAGAUUCACUUCUGGCCCUUCAACUACGGCAGGACGCCUGAUCAGUGGAUCAUGUAUGCCUCGGGACUGAGUUCCGUGGGCUGCAAUGUGGCCGCGGACUGCAAUGUCUGGAUGAACCCCAGCGAGUUUGACACCAAGCCCGAUAUGGCCAAUGUCUUCCACGAAUUGGGUCACAGCAUAGGCCUCCUGCAUUCCGACACCUGGCAAUGCGAUGCCGCCACUGGAAAGUGCGAGAAGGUCGAGUACGGUGAUAUGUCGGACCCUAUGGCUAUUGCUGACCAGAUCAACCCGGAUACCACGAUCACAUGCAUGUCAGCGCCGCAGGUGUACAAGACGGGUUGGGGCUCGCCAAUGGAUGGUGGGGAGUUCAAGGUGUCGCAGUUGGACGUGGGCGUGUCCAAGCGCUACGUGCUCCCCGCCAUGGCCCUCACGAAGAAUAACAUGCUGCGCAUUGUGAUCGACCAAACCGGCGUUGUAUACAACGAUGUCACCAAGCCGGAACGUGCUGUAUACGUGUCGUACAGGGCACGACAGCCACAGAUUGGCGUGGAUGAUUCCGGACUUCGAGAUGACCUAAACAAGCGUGUCUGGAUCCACCAGUACGAUGACAUCGCAAACUCCCUGCCAGCAGCAAACAACCCGCUCCUGGUCGCCGUACUGUCGGACGAGCCAGAUCAGAGCUACGACGUGUGGGGUGUGCUGCCAAACAGGGUCUUCCUCACCAACGCAGUCAGCCCCGCCGGCCCGGGCGGCCUCCUCAUCAAGAUGGUCGGCAAGUCGGAUGCAGAUGCCACGGUGGACUUGUGCGUGUUUGCGGCGAAAGCAGAGCGGGACCUACCCGGCGGCUGCGAUAACGGUGUGGAUGACGAUUGUGACGGGCUGUCGGAUGGUGAGGAUCCGGACUGCACGGGUGGUGGCGACGACCCUGCCCCUGUCAACUCCCCACCGCCACCACAACCGCCGCCGCCUUCGCCGCCGCCGCCGUCUCCGCCGCCUCCAAAGUCAUCACCGCCUCCCCCACCCCGGCCCCCGCCGCCCUUACCACCGCCUCCUCCGCUUCGCUCGCCUCUUCCGCCUUCGCCGGCCCCACCGUCGCCUCCCCCACCAGUGCCGCCCCCGCCUACUCCUCCUCCUCCCCGGCCACCGCCUCCGCCUUCCCCUCCGCCCCCAUCACCUACUCCGCCUCCGCCACCCCCACCGUCUCCUCCUCCGCCUUCUCCCUCUCCUCCACUUCCACCACCACCGUCUCCGCCUCCCCCACCCUCGCCGCCUCCACCCUCUCCGCCUCUCCCGCCCCCGCCCUCGCCUCCUCCACCCUCUCCGCCUCCCCCGCCUUCGCCUCCCCCACCCUCUCCGCCUCCCCCACCCUCGCCUCGUCCACCCUCUCCGCCUCCCCCACCCUCGCCUCCUCCACCCUCACCGCCUCCCCUUCCCUCGCCUCCUCCGCCAUCACCACCGCCACCGCCUUCCCCGCCCCCGCCAUCCCCGCCCCCGCCGUCUCCUCCUCCGCCUUCCCCACCCCCACCGUCUCCGCCUCCGCCUUCCCCUUUGCCUCCAUCACCUCCACCAUCACUCUCUCCUGUGAAUCAGUCGCCGCCCCCAUUACCUUCCCCGCCAAGGCCACCUCCACCCUCACCUCCCCCACCUUCGCCUCCCCCGCCUUCACCUCCCCCACCUUCGCCUCCUCCACCACUGCCUCCUCCGCCUUCGCCUCCCCCGCCUUCACCUUCCCCACCUUCACUUCCCCCGCCUUCUCCUCCCCCACCUUCUCCCCCUCCCCCACCUUCUCCUCCUCCCCCAUCACCUCCCCCGCCUCCAUCACCUAACCCACCGCCGCCGCCUUCACCUCCCCCUCCGUCACCUCCCCCACCAAAACCGCCGCCUCCAUCGCCACCACCACCGCUGCCCCAACCCCCACCUCCAUCACCACCAUCUCCCUUGCAAUGGGCCGCACCGCCUUCGCCGCCACCACCCCAGCCACCACCACCAUUCCCUCCGCCGCCAAAGCCACCGCCACCGUCCCCUCCCCCGCCACAGCCACCGCCCCCCUCACCGCCACCACCUUCUCCGUCCCCGCCGUCGCCUCCCCCACCGAACCCGCCGCCUCCUUCGCCCCCUCCGCCGCGCCCACCCUCAACACCUCCACCCACAUCUCCGCCCUCAUUAUCCCCGCCCCCACCGCCGUCUCCUCCUCCACGACCUCCCUCGCCGUUGCCUCCGCCCCCGAAACCCCUCUCACCCUCACCGCCUCCGCCACCCCCGCCGCCUCGUGGCGUCAGGAAAAAGCCGCCACCACCGCCGGCGGUGCCAGCGCAGAUGCAGCCGCCACCGCCUCCCCCCCUGCAGCCGCCACCGCUACAGCCGCCACCGCUGCAGCCGCCACCGCCACAACUUCCUCCUCCGCCUCCUCCUUCCUUAUCUCCGCCCCCGCCAGCCAAAAAGAAGAAACCGCCACCACCUAAGGCGGCUGGUUAAGAGGGGAGUAUACUUAGGUGUGUGACGUUGAGAAAGAGCUGUAUGGGCUUUCGUGAACCUAUCUAUUUUGACGUGUCAUAGUGUUUUUGGACGUGCAUGCAAGCAGCUGGCAGCGCAGGGUUAUGGCUCCCUAAUGCAGGGUCCGUGCGAUGCUUUUGUUGACAUGUGCGGAGUUAGAGGAUUGUGCCGUGGAAGAUGUCAUUCAUGUUGACGAUAACAGCGCAUGUUCGGUUGGGGUGUCCCAUCUGCGUGUUACCUUGCCUAACCCACCCCAUGCCGUGUUGUGCGAUACAUGACGUAUGCGGGUCUUACGAGGGUACGUAGAUGACGGUUAAGACGCAUCGAGGGACGUCCAUUGGCCGAAUGCACGAAGCGGGGGAGGCGCGUGUAACGGGGUUGUACGGCAUGCAGCGCGUGUUCGUACCGUGCGUAUAUUUUAACCUUAGAAAUCUUGCGAAUGAAGUAGUAGCUAGCUCGUGUCCCAUCGGCGACGUGGGUGGUCCUGACCUGUGCGUGCAUAUACACGGAGCUGCAGUGCCUGCCCUUGCUUCAUGCCUUUGGAUGCCGCCACUGGUUGCCAGUGUGUAGCAUAAACAGUUAGGAUGGACACCUUACCUGUGCGUCGUUAGAGUAGUCUUGUUGAUAUGCACAUCAUUCUUUUGUUGCACCCUACUUUGGGGCGGGGCCAUUUGCCCUUUACUGAUGGAAAACGUGUUCGUAGGGAGGUGAUGCAUGCCUAGCUAGGGUGGAGCUGCCGUACAAUCAUGGCGCAAUUACCGUCGUACAUAUGCACCAAGAGCAGCGCCAAGGAGGAAGGAAGGCACGUCAUUGCAUACCUGUUGCCGGUGUGCUUGUCCUGCAGUCGGUGGCCGUCUUCACUAGCUUGCAAUCAAUGUUACACCGUUUCUUCUAUGUUGUGUGGACAUGCAUGUGCAAUUUGUCUGUAACCGGUUCUCCUCG